Molecule: messenger RNA, 1818 nt
Organism: Saimiri boliviensis boliviensis (Bolivian squirrel monkey)
Lineage: Eukaryota; Metazoa; Chordata; Mammalia; Primates; Cebidae
Source: RefSeq, a predicted model, not a curated record
UGGUGGCCAAGAGUACAUCUCUUUUCAAAUAGCUGGAUCAGGUCCUCAUGCUGCUGUGGUCGUUGCUGGUUAUCUUCGCUGCAGUCAAUGAACAGGCAGAUUAGCUGACCCUUUCGGCGCCCUCUUCUGUCUUUGAAGGAGACAGCAUAGUUCUGAAAUGCCAGGGAGAACCGAAUUGGAAAAUCCAGAGGAUGGCUUACCACAAGGAUAACAGAGAGUUAUCUGUUUUCAAAGCAGUCUCAAGGUUCCAGAUCCAAAGUGCAGUUUUAAGUGACAGUGGUGACUAUUUCUGUAGUACCAAAGGAAAGAUGUUGGUCUCGGAUAAAAGAUCAAAUAUAGUAAAGAUCAGAGUCCAAGAGCUAUUUCAACAUCCUAUGCUGAUAGCCAGUGACUUCCAGCCCAUCGAAGGGGGUCCAGUGAGCCUGACAUGUGAGACCCGGCUUUCUCCGCAGAGGCUGUAUGUUCAGCUUCGGUUCUGCUUCUUCAGAGAAAACCAGGUCCUGGGGUCAGGCUGGAGCCGCUCCCCAGAGCUCCAGAUUCCUGCCAUGUGGAGUGAUGACACAGGGUCUUACUGGUGCAAGGCAGAAACGGUGACUCCCAGGGUCAGCAAGCAGAGCCUCCAAUCCCAGAUUCAUGUGCGGAGAAUUCCCAUCUCUAAUGUGAGCUUGGAGGCCCGGGCCCCUGGGGGACAGGUGACUGAAGGACAGAGACUGAUCCUGCUCUGCUCAGUGGCUGGGGGUACAGGAAAUGUCACGUUCUCCUGGUACAGAGAGGCCACAGGCACCAGUCUGGGAAAGCAAACCCAGCAUUCCCUGUCAGCAGAGCUGGAGAUCCCCGCUGUGAAGGAGAGUGAUGCCGGCAGAUAUUACUGUCAAGCUGACAACGGCCAUGAGCCUAUCCAGAGCAAGGUGGUGAAUAUACCUGUGAGAAUUCCAGUGUCUUGCCCUGUCCUCACCCUCAGGGCUCCCAGGCCCCAGGCUGUGGUGGGGAAUCUGCUGACGCUUCACUGUGAGACCCAGAGAGGCUCUUCCCCGAUCCUGUACUGGUUUUAUCAUGAGAAUAUCACCCUGGGGAACAGCUCAGCCCCCUCUGGAGGAGGAGCCUCCUUCAACAUUUCUCUGACUGCAGAACAUUCUGGAAACUACUCCUGUGAGGCUGACAAUGGCCUGGGGGCCCAGCGCAGCCACGCAGUGCUGAUCUCCAUCUCAGGACCUGAUGGCUAUAGAAGAGACGUCAUGACAGCCAGAGUUCUUGGGGGGCUGUUCGGUGUCCUCGGUUCCAUUGCUGUUGCUUUGCUGUUGUAUUGCCUGUUCCACAAGAUAUCAGGAGAAAGUUAUGCAACUAGUGAACCCAGAGGUGCUUCCAGGCCAAAUCCUCAGGCAUCCACCCAUUCCAGCCCAAUCCCAGACAUGGAGGAGCUGCAGCCAGUGUAUGCCAAUGUGGGCUCUGUAGAUAUGGAUGUGGUUUAUUCUCAGGUCAGGAGCAUCCAGCAGCCAGAAGACUCAGCAAACAUCAGGACAUUUCUGGAGAACAAGGACUGCCAAGUCAUCUACUCUUCUGUGAAGAAGUAAUAAUACUUGGAGGAACCAGAGGGGAAGAUCAACAACGAGAAUGGGGCAUUAUUAAGACUCGCCAUAAAACCUUACGAAAAUGCUCGGGCCUUAUCACCUGCCACAGCCAGAAUGUGCUUCGGGAGCCAUCUCUUGUCAUCAUUUUUGUUCUGAUCAUUUUCCUUCUCCAAUAUCUUCUUUUACUUAUUAAUAGUCAUUGAACUGCUACUACAUCCAGACACUGUGCAAAUAAAUUUCUGCUACCUUC